Molecule: messenger RNA, 2968 nt
Organism: Oncorhynchus kisutch (coho salmon)
Lineage: Eukaryota; Metazoa; Chordata; Actinopteri; Salmoniformes; Salmonidae
Product: ubiquitin-conjugating enzyme E2 D2
Exons: 7
Coding region: 464-907 (147 amino acids)
Source: RefSeq, a predicted model, not a curated record
GAUCGACGCUUAACGUCAGCCCAUCUAGGUAUAUUAGGGGAUCGACGCUUAACGUCAGUCCAUCUAGCUAUAUUAGGGGUCGACGCCUAACGUCACCCCAUCUAGCUAUAUUAGGGGGGAUCGACGCUUAACGUCAGCCCAUCUAGGUAUAUUAGGGGGGAUCGACGCUUAACGUCAGCCCAUCUAGCUUUUUUAGUGGUCGACGCUUAACGUCAGCCCAUCCAGCUUUUUUAGUGGUCGACGCCUAACGUCAGCCCAUCUAGCUUUUUUAGUGGUCGACGCUUAACGUCCACCCAUCUAACUAUAUUAGUGGUCGACGCCUAACGUCGAAUUUGGGCAACGACUGAAUUUGUCCUUCCGUCCGGUUAUUUACCCUGUUAUACAGCGUCAGUUGCCCAGUUGGGGGCAAACUCGGGGAAGAUUAGCAUUUUCCAACAUUGCUUGUAAUUCUCUCGGAGUGAGGAUGGCGCUGAAAAGGAUCCACAAGGAGCUGAAUGAUCUGGCUCGUGACCCUCCAGCACAGUGCUCAGCAGGACCAGUGGGAGAUGACAUGUUUCAUUGGCAAGCCACGAUCAUGGGACCUAAUGACAGUCCAUAUCAGGGGGGCGUUUUCUUCCUGACCAUUCAUUUCCCGACAGACUAUCCUUUCAAACCUCCUAAGUUAGCGUUUACCACAAGAAUUUACCACCCCAAUAUUAACAGUAAUGGCAGUAUCUGUUUGGAUAUUCUCAGAUCACAGUGGUCGCCAGCUUUAACUAUUUCUAAAGUUCUGCUCUCCAUUUGCUCCCUGUUAUGUGAUCCCAACCCAGACGACCCUCUAGUACCAGAGAUCGCACGCAUCUAUAAAGCAGAUAGUGACAAAUACAGCAGAAUAGCAAGAGAAUGGACGCAGAAAUACGCCAUGUGAUGACUGGUCUGAACAGAUCAUCGGAAGGAGAACGUCGUUGUAGCUGGAGUCAACUUCAAUUGCUUGUUUUCAUUAUUUUGUUCAUUUUGUUAUUGAAUUAGACUCAUAUUGCCCCCAUUUUCACUCCUUCAUUUAUGUGCUAUUAAAAAGAUAGUGUUUGUUGCUCGGACAGUCAAUGUGUGUACUAGUUUAAUUUAAGUGCUGGAAAAAACACAACAUUUUAAUGUAAGUCUUUCAUGGGUUCUGAACUCUUCAUGUUGAGCAUGCAACAACAGUAUACGGCCGUGCCGACUGGCCUCUUGGUUAUCAGACUAAACCACUAGACUGCGUUCCAUCCAUGUUAUUCUGAGGACGUUGAAGACACCUGACCAAACCGGACAGACGUGUCUCUUCAGGAUACACCAACUGGUGUGUGAUGUUGUUGGCUGUGGCAGUCUAUUCCCUAUAUACACUACUUUUAACCAGAGAUUUUCUAGGGGAAUAUCCCUGUGGAUCCUGUUCUACUAGGGGAAUAUCCCUGUAGAUCCUGUUCUACUAGCGGAAUAUCCCUGUGGAUCCCGGUCUACUAGGGGAAUAUCCUGGUCUACUAGGGGAAUAUCCUGGUCUACUAGGGGAAUAUCCUGGUCUACAGGGGAAUAUCCUGGUCUACUAGGGGAAUAUCCCUGUGGAUCCCGGUCUACUAGGGGAAUAUCCCUGUGGAUCCCGGUCUACUAGGGGAAUAUCCCUGUGGAUCCCGGUCUACUAGGGGAAUAUCCCUGUGGAUCCCGGUCUACUAGGUGAAUAUCUCAGUGGAUCCCGGUCUACUAGGGGAAUAUCCCUGUGGAUCCCGGUCUACUAGGUGAAUAUCUCAGUGGAUUCCGGUCUACUAGGGGAAUAUCCUGGUCUACUAGGGGAAUAUCCCUGUGGAUCCUGGUCUACUAGGGGAAUAUCCCUGUGGAUCCCGGUCUACUAGGGGAAUAUCCUGGUCUACUAGGGGAAUAUCCCUGUGGAUCCCGGUCUACUUGGGGAAUAUCCCUGUGGAUCCCGGUCUAUUAGGGGAAUAUCCCUGUGGAUCCCGGUCUACUAGGGGAAUAUCCCUGUGGAUCCCGGUCUACUAGGGGAAUAUCCCUGUGGAUCCCGGUCUACUAGGGGAAUAUCCCUGUGGAUCCCGGUCUACUAGGGGAAUAUCCCUGUGGAUCCCGGUCUACUAGGGGAAUAUCCCUGUGGAUCCCGGUCUACUGGGGGAAUAUCCCUGUGGAUCCCGGUCUACUGGGGGAAUAUCCCUGUGGAUCCCGGUCUACUGGGGGAAUAUCCCUGUGCAUCCCGGUCUACUGGGGGAAUAUCCCUGUGGAUCCCGGUCUACUGGGGGAAUAUCCCUGUGGAUCCCGGUCUACUGGGGGAAUAUCCCUGUGGAUCCCGGUCUACUGGGGGAAUAUCCCUGUGGAUCCCGGUCUACUGGGGGAAUAUCCCUGUGCAUCCCGGUCUACUGGGGGAAUAUCCCUGUGCAUCCCGGUCUACUGGGGGAAUAUCCCUGUGCAUCCCGGUCUACUGGGGGAAUAUCCCUGUGGAUCCCGGUCUACUGGGGGAAUAUCCCUGUGGAUCCCGGUCUACUGGGGGAAUAUCCCUGUGGAUCCCGGUCUGAAUUCGAUGCCAUUUCGAUGGCAGCAGUGUUAUGCUUUUUAAUAUUGUUUGCGACACAUGGGCCUGAGAGAAUAUUUACCACCUCAUAUCCAAAUGUGUGAACAGACAAACAAAUGCUGCUCGGUAUGUCAACAAACGGCAACAAACAAAAAAAGAAAUGUAAUGUAUUUUAUGCAUGUUAUAGGAAUAGGUUGGAUGUUACCCAUAGGAAGUGGAUGGUAAAAUGGGGAAAUUAUUCAAUGAAAGCUUUCUAUCUUUGAUGAUUAUAAUUUUAUUAUUUUUAGAAGUUGAGAGCUUAUAGUUAGGUCACCUACCUAAACACUGUCUUGUAGCCCUGAGACGUGACGCAGAGCUAUUGGUUCAACUAUCUACUGGUGCCUCUGGCGUCUUGGUUUUUUGUUGUUGAGUUUUCCCAUCAAUAAAGGUAAAUCAUAAACACUU